AUGGCACAACCGCUCGACCGCAGCAUCCGUCCUAAAGCGGGUCCGGCUCCUGAAAUAAAGUUGGGCAAAACCGAAAGCUUUACACUCCCUAACGGCAUGCGUGUUUUUGUGGUGGAGAAUCACAAGCUUCCUGCAGUGACCGUUUCCAUACAACUGGAUGUAAAACCAGAAUUGGAAGGCGAUAUGGCCGGCUACGAGGAAAUGGUAGGCGAACUGAUAUCUGCCGGUACCAAGACUCGCACCAAGGACCAGCUUAAUAGCGCGAUUGACGCGAUUGGCGGCCGUAUCAGCGCAUCUUCAGAAAGCAUUUUCGGCAAUAGCCUGAAAAAACACCAGACUACUCUGCUGGACCUGAUGAGCGAUAUGCUGAUCAAUGCGGAUUUCAAACAGGCGGAACUGGACAAGCUGAAAACCCAGGCCAUGUCGGGUCUUGAAGCUGCUAAAAACGAACCGGAUGCCAUGCUGGAAAAUGUAACCAGCUAUAUCAACUAUGGUCCGGAGCAUCCUUAUGGCCAGGUGACUACAGAAGCUACCGUAAAGGCAAUCACGCUGGACCGUUGCAAAAAAUACUACGAGACCUACUUCCGUCCCAAUGUAGCUUACAUGGCUAUUGUAGGUGAUGUAACGAUGGCGGAAAUGAAACCAUUGAUCGAAAAAUAUUUCGGAAAAUGGCAAAAGGCUGAUGUGCCUGUAGCUAACUACCCUGCUGCUAAAAAAGGUAACGGAACACGUGUAGGUCUUGCGGCCCGCGACGCUGCGGUACAGAGUGUAUUUAACAUCACCUACCCGAUUGACCUGAAGCCAGGCGAGCCGGAUGUGAUCAAAGCGAAACCGCAAGCCAGAUACUCAUUAACUCACGAAUUCAUUCGUGAGAAAGCACCCGGACAAUAUUUUCAACCAUCAAUCAACAAUUGCCUCGAUCCAACGCCGCACAAGUAUAACAACUGGCUUCGGAAAUACAGCGGCUUUAGCCGCAAGCCAGAUACUCAUUAA
Molecule: messenger RNA, 993 nt
Organism: Ostertagia ostertagi
Lineage: Eukaryota; Metazoa; Nematoda; Chromadorea; Rhabditida; Trichostrongylidae
Source: the annotation of a GenBank genome assembly